Molecule: messenger RNA, 1613 nt
Organism: Saccostrea echinata
Lineage: Eukaryota; Metazoa; Mollusca; Bivalvia; Ostreida; Ostreidae
Product: skeletal aspartic acid-rich protein 1-like
Exons: 2
Coding region: 159-1061 (300 amino acids)
Source: RefSeq, a predicted model, not a curated record
UUGUUUACGGCGGAUAGAAGAUAGAGAAGGUUCAGCGGUUUCACCACUUAAAAGGACGUUCCCUCACCCAAAUAUUGCAUGCGCAAUAAAAGACACACGUGGAAGAACUUGACAUUAUAUUACAAGCGGUCCACAGAAAACAAGUGUUAUUAUAAAUUAUGAUCACGCAGGUUUGUUUCCUCAUUUUGCUGUCGGCGAGUGCUUUUUACCACACCCAUGCCGCUGAUACAGAGGUCAGUGCUGAGGGGGUGUUUGUCAAAAUUCAGGGUCAGUCUGGGGGAAUGACCAUUGGAAAGGCAAAGAACCCUGAUCAAGACAACAACGCAGUGAAAAUCAAAUUUGACGCCAUACAGGAGAAAGAUUCCAGCGGGAACAUAGUUGGAGCCUCGGGAAAUGCUAAGCAUAGUUUCAACAAUUUUGCUCAACUAGACUUUGUGUUUUCUAGUUUGAGGGACACAGAGUAUGAAAAUUUAACAGCAAAAGCUAUAAACUUUACCGCUUCUAUUAGUUCAGUUAAUGCUAAGAUGAGAGUGGAAACAUUUCUUUUUACGGAGUCCGGAAACAUUACUGUUGAUGGAGAAUCCACGAUGGUCGAGAAGGGCAGUGUAAAAUUUAACAUAAAGCUGGAAGACUGGACAUUUUGCGAUAACUCGGGGAACUGCAAAAAGGGCCAAGCAACCGAAAUCGGAGAGUACGUAGACCUGACUAUAUCUAUCAAAGGAAAAAGCACCCCAAGCAGAAAGACGGGGAAUAACAAAAGGACAGAUGGCGAGGAGUACGCAUUGGGAGGGGACGCAUCUGUAGCUCUGUCUAAAAAGAUUUCGAAAGACGGCGGUAGUCCCGAGAAUAUGCCGGGAAAUUACCCUGCCUUCGAGACCCAGGGUAGCAAACAACUCUUUGUUUUCCGCUUCCCCAAGUUCACAAACAACGUGUUGUAUGAUCCGAUCAUCUACUCCGGCGUCGCCGAUACCAGCAGUGGAGCAGCUUACAUUAGUUUGGGAUUUCCUUUGCUUUUUAUGGCUUUGUUUGGUGUCUUUCUAUCAUGCAAAUCAGUUUUCUAGAUAUUUAUUUUUUUCUAUGCUCUGCAGUUAGUAAAUAUUGAAACGUUCAUGGCACUUAGAUAUUCUAUAAAAAACAAGGCUAUUAAAUCAAACAUUUAUAUAUUAUUACUGUCUCUUUAAUUCUCAGAGGUAUGUGUAAUAAAUAUAUAUGGAUGAAAAAGCACUGUUAUUAAUUUCCUUAAUCAGACAAAAAAUACUUAAUAUAGAAACGAGAAAUUAAUUCUUGUAUUGAACUAGUGUCUUCCCACAAAUUUUUAGCAAAUAUAUAGAAAGACUAUUUAAAAAAAAUAAAUAAAAAGAAAGACACUAGUUUUAAUAGGUAAUUGAACAUCUGUUUGUAGAUUUUUCUGUAGCUAUUUUUAUGUCAUAGUUUGUGUAUGCAGAAUUCUAAUACAUCGAAGAUAACAGUCAUCACAUCGUAAAUCAUGAUACAAAGGUAAAUACAUGUAAUGUUAUGUAUAAAUGCGUUGUUGAAUUUGCUUCAGUUUUAUUGGCGUAUGAUUGUAAUUAUUUAAAAUACUCUUCAAGAUCGUAAUAAAAUCAUUUUCUACA